Oncorhynchus nerka (sockeye salmon) is the source of this 8447-nucleotide messenger RNA. Its product is annotated as disabled homolog 2-interacting protein-like. The record is from RefSeq and is a predicted model, not a curated record. NCBI's taxonomy places the organism in Eukaryota, Metazoa, Chordata, Actinopteri, Salmoniformes, Salmonidae. Gene Ontology annotation, biological process: regulation of GTPase activity.
AUUGAUCACAGCCUAGGUCUAUGCCAGACAGUUAAUCCUUUAAUUUAAUUAAGGUGUUUAAGGACGUUGUAGCUGUGUCAAAACACGGCCCUAUUUUCUGUCAGCAAGUUUUAUUUUGUAUUUGAAGUGUGAAAUGCACAGCGCGAGGCCAAGAAGUUGUGGAAGCCAUGUGGAUGGUCCUGAAAAGUGAGAGUGAACAUUCGCACGGAUUAUUCUCUUACUCUGAAUUUCCAUUUGUAUUCAUCAUGGUGUGAUAUGCGAAACAAUGCUUAAAGUAGAUUACAUGCCUCAAUCAUUAAUAGCUGAGGGAGACGUCACUUUAUUUUUGAAUCGUUAUCCCCGGGAAAAGUGCGCUCUACUUCGAAAUAAUAUGCAGAAUUUGGUGACCCAUCUUUCACGAUGUCAAUUUCAAGGCUGGAUGAGGGUUAUCGAUAUGAAGAGCUCAUCAACUAACUGGAUAUCCUGCGGCCAGCCUUUCACUGAGCCUGUCAUAUGGAAGCCAAAGUUCUGCAUAGUUACCGACUGUCAGCUACUCCUAUUGGACAAACAAGAGAUCCACCCACUGCUGCUGCAGGAGCGCCGGGCCGAGUCGUGCACGGUGUGGCUACUACGUCAUACCCUCACUGUGCCCAGAGACUGCCACACCCUUGGAGACAAAACAGCCCUGGCCACAGACAACAAACUCCCUCCUGAGAGGGUGGGUCGCAGGCGCAGCAUGCCAGGCAGCGCUCUGGACAAAACCCCCUCCAUGGAGCCGGCCACCUCUACCCCAUUCAAAGUCACGGGCUUCCUGAGCCGCCGACUAAAGGGCUCCAUCAAACGCACCAAAAGCCAACCCAAGCUGGACCGCAACAGCAGCUUCAGAAACAUCCUGCCGGGCUUCAAGACCACAGACAAUGACAGAUCCCAUCUGAUGCCGAGGCUGAAGGAAUCGCGGUCUCACGAGUCGUUGCUCAGCCCCAGCAGUGCAGUAGAAGCUUUAGAUCUCAGCAUGGAGGAUGAGGUGUUGAUCAAACCGGUGCACGGCAGCAUCCUGGGCCAGGACUACUGCUUCGAGGUAACUACUUCCACUGGAACCAAAUGCUUUUCGUGUCGGUCAUCUGCCGAGAGGGACAAAUGGAUGGAAAACUUAAGGAGAGCUGUACAUCCUAACAAAGACAACAGUCGGCGUGUGGAGAACCUUCUAAAAUUGUGGAUUAUUGAGGCCAAGGACCUUCCAGCCAAGAAAAGGUAUUUCUGUGAGUUGUGUCUGGACGACACGCUUUACGCACGGACUACCUGCAAAUUCAAAAUGGACAAUGUAUUCUGGGGAGAGCACUUUGAGUUCAACAACUUACCUUCCGUCAAAAGUGUCACUGUCCACCUGUACAAGGAGUCGGACAAAAAGAAAAAGAAGGACAAGAACAACUAUGUGGGCCUGGUCAACAUUCCCGUCGGUGCCGUCACGGGACGCCAGUUUGUGGAGAAGUGGUAUUCUGUGAGCACGCCCAACCCGAACAAAGGGAAAACUCCCGGACCUAUGAUUCGACUCAAGUCGCGGUACCAGAGCAUGAGUAUCCUGCCCAUGGAGUCAUAUAAGGAGUUUGCAGAGUACAUCACCAAUAACUACAUGCUGCUGUGCUCCAUCCUGGAGCCUGGCCUUAGUGUGAAGAACAAGGAGGAGAUGGCCAGUGCCCUGGUUCACAUCCUACAGAGCACCGGCAAGGCUAAGGACUUCCUGACUGACCUGAUGAUGUCAGAAGUGGAUCGCUGUGGGGAGAACGAGCACCUGAUCUUCAGGGAGAACACACUGGCCACCAAAGCCAUUGAGGAGUACCUUAAACUGGUGGGGCAGAAGUACCUGCAGGACGCACUGGGAGAGUUCAUCAAAGCCCUGUACGAGUCAGAUGAGAACUGCGAGGUGGACCCAGGGAAGUGUUCCUCAGUAGACCUCCCUGAGAACCAGAGCAACCUGAAGAUGUGCUGUGAGCUGGCCUUCUGCAAGAUCAUCGACUCCUACCGUGUUUUUCCGCGGGAACUGAAGGAGGUGUUUGCCUCGUGGAGGCAGCAGUGCAGCAGUCGGGGCCGGCCGGACAUCAGCGAGCGUCUGAUCAGUGCCUCUCUGUUCCUGCGCUUCCUGUGUCCAGCCGUUAUGUCCCCGUCACUUUUCAACCUGAUGCAGGAGUAUCCCGACGACCGCACCGCUCGCACCCUCACGCUCAUCGCUAAGGUCACGCAGAACCUCGCCAACUUCACCAAGUUUGGUAACAAGGAGGAGUACAUGUCCUUUAUGAACCACUUCCUGGAGCACGAAUGGACCAACAUGCAACGCUUCCUGCUGGAGAUCUCCAACCCAGAGACCAUCUCCAACACGGCAGGGUUCGAGGGUUACAUCGACCUGGGCCGCGAGCUCUCAUCCCUGCAUUCCCUGCUGGCCGAGGACGUCUCUCAGCUGGAUCAGAGCACAGCCUCUAAGCUGGGUCCCCUGGCCCGUAUAUUGCGGGACGUGAACUCUGCGCUGACCAACCCAUCUGGGGUCCAGGUGUCCACCCCGACUGAUGGCAUGGGCUCUCCCCCCCUCCCCCUCCCAUUGGCAAGCUGUAGCCUCUCCACCGGCCUACCUCUUCACAAGAUAGUCGUGGACAGCGAGCUCUCUGGGUUGGUGGAUUUUACGAGGCUGCCAUCGCCAACCCCAGAGAACAAGGAUAUAUUCUUUGUGACGAGGAACUCUGGCAUCCAACAGUCUCCAGCCAGAAGCUCCAGCUACUCGGAGGCCAACGAGGCUGAGGUGCAGCUCCCCAACAGCAGCAAGAGUCUGUCCAUGGUGGACCUGCAGGACAGCCGCAGCCUGGAGAGUACCCCUGGCCCCAGCCCUGGCUCCCCCAGCGACAUGCUCUUCAAUGACAGCCAGUCCCCAGUCACCCCUGUGCCUGGGGGUUGGGCCGCCCGCACCCCGCAGGGCAUCAUCCACCCCGGCCCCGGACCCACUCUAAGGAGGACAGGUCAGACCCCUACCACCCCCAGCACAGAGAGCAGCACCCCAGGGAGGCCCACCCAGCUCCUGGCCCCGCUCUCCUUCCAGAACCCUGUUUACCAGAUGGCCACGGGGAUGACCAUGAGCGUGUCCCCGCGGGGUCCCCUGGCUGACUCGGGCUCUGAUGGCCACAGCUCCGUCAGCUCUCAGGGCAACAACACAGAGGACACCCCCAAGCAUCCGGGGGUCUUCCUCACCCAGGGGGUGGCGGUCAGUAGUGGAGGAGGCAGCAGCAGUGAGUUUACCACCCGCCGCCAGCUGUCACUCGGGGAGCACCAGCCCAACGUGCCGCGGCAGAACAGCGCCGGCCCUCAGCGAAGGCUAGACCAGCCCCCUCCGCCCGUCACCAGGGGCAGGACACCACCCAACAUGCUCCAGACAGCCUACCCCGGUCCGCGGCCCUCCAGUGGCAGCAUGAUGUCAUCAUCCCCCGACUGGGGGCCCAGUGGCGGCAACCGUCUGAGACAGCAGUCGUCUUCGUCUAAAGGGGACAGUCCUGAGACCAAGCAGCGCACCAUUCACAAAGCGUCCUCCCCUGUGAACCCCAAUGCCCUGGAUCGUACUGCUGCCUGGCUGUUGAAUAUGAAUGUCCAGUAUUUAGACCAUGAGGGAGUUGACCCAGAUACCAAGCACAGGGAAGACCUCAGAAACAAAGAGGAGCUCACCCAGACUGAAAAGUACCAGCAGGAAAUAGCCAUCCUGCAGGACAGGCUGUGUCAGUCAGCCAAGAAGCUGGAGGAGUAUGAGUGUCACCUGAAGGGCCAGGACGAGCAGACCCAGACGAUGCUGCUGGAGUACCAGGCGCGCCUGGAGGACACAGAGGAGCGUCUGAGUCGGCAGCAGGACGACAAGGAGCUCCAGAUGAAGAGCAUCAUCACGAGGCUGAUGUCAGUUGAGGAGGAACUGAAAAAAGAUCAUUCAGAUAUGCAGUCGAUAGUGGACUCUAAACAGAAGAUCAUUGAAGCCCAGGAGAAACGCAUCGCCUCUCUAGACGCGGCCAACGCCCGCCUGAUGAGCGCUCUGACCCAGCUGAAGGAGCGCUACAGCAUGCAGACCCGUAACGGCAUCUCCCCCACCAAGCUCCAGAUCACGGAGAACGGAGAGUUCAGGAACAGCAGCAACUGCUAGGGAGGGGAGAGGGGGCUAAUCCCAUCUCAAUGACUCUUGGGCUGGGGGAGGGAGGAGGAACUACCAACACCCAGCCACUCUCCAGAGAAAUACAUUUAUACUGUCCAAAUCCAUUAUUUUCAAUGGAUGUGGUCAGGAUCACAGAAAGAUUCAAUCAAAUGUAUUUAUAAAGCCCUCCUUACAUCAGCUGAUGUAACAAAGUGCUGUACAGAACCCCAGCCUAAAACCCCAAACAGCAAGCAAUGCAGGUUUAGAAGCACAGUGGCUAGGAAGAAACCUAGAGAGGAACUAGGCUAGGAGGGGUGGCCAGUCCCCUUCUGGCUGUGCCGGGUGGAGAUUAUAACAGAACAUGGCCAAGAUGUUCAAACGUUCAUAGAUGACCAGCAGGGUCAGAUAAGAAAUAAUCACAGUGGUUGUAGAGGGUGCAACAGGUUAGCACCUCAGGAGUAAAUGUUGGCUUUUCAUAGCCGAUCAUUCAGAGUAUCUCUACCGCACCUGCUGUCUCUAGAGAGUUGAAAACAGCAGGUCUGGGACAAUGUAGCACAUCCGGUGAACAGGUCAGGGUUCCAUAGCCGAGGCAGAACAGUUGAAACUGAAGCAGCAGCACGACCAGGUGGACUGGGGACAGCAAGGAGUCAUCAUGCCAGGUAGUCCUGAGGCAUGGUCCUAGGGCUCAGGUCCUCCGAGAGAGAGAGAAUUAGAGGGAGCAUAUGAGCAUACAUAAAUUCACACAGAACACCAGAUAAGACAGGAGAAAUACUCCAGAUAUAACAGACUGACCCUAGCCCUCCGACACAAACUAUUGCAGCAUAAAUACUGGAGGCUGAGACAGGAGGGGUCGGGAGACACAUUGGCCCUGUCCGACGAUGCCCCCGGACACGGCCAAACAGGCCGGAUAUAACCCCACCCACUUUGCCAAAGCACAGGCCCCACACCAGUAGAAGGAUAUCUUCAACCACCAAUUUACUAUCCUGAGACAACGCAGAGUAUAGCCCACAAAGAUCGGCACGAACCCGGGGGGGCGCCAACCCGGACAGGAAGACCCCGUCAGUGACUCAACCCACUCAAGUGACGCACCCGUCCUAGGGACGGCAUGGAAGAGCACCAGUAAGUCAGUGACUCAGCACCCGUAAUAGGGUUUGAGGCGAGGCAGAGAAUCCCAGUGGGAGAGGGGAACCGGCCAGGCAGAGACCGCAAGGGCGGUUUGUUGCUCCUGUGCCUUUCCGUUCACCUUCACACUCCUGGGCCAGACGACACUCAAUCAUAGGACCUACUGAAGAGAUGAGUCUUAAUUAGGUUGAGACCGAGUCUGCAUCUCUCACAUGGAUAGGCAGAACAUUCCAGAUUGACUUUAGAGAAAGCUAUAACGUCAACACCUGGCUGCAAGACAUCCUAAACUCGCUAUCCUAGUACAUAAAACAACAGUUGUGCUGUUAUCUUAGAGCCUGUUUUGAAGUGAUUUGAACAAUUAUAAGCUUUAAUGUUUCUGGUUUCUCAUCUACACUUAUAAUUUCCAGUCACUGUGUUUAUAUAGCACCUGGUGCUAAAAGAGGACACUCGUUUAUGGACCCUAUGUUUUCAGAGUUUAGUAAACAGAGUAAGUACGUCAUACUCACAGCCAAGCUGUAUCUUCCAGCAAUAGUAUAGUACAUUGUAGCAUCAAUAUUUGAUUUUACUCAAUGGCUGUUUUUUUAUCCCAGUGUUUUGUUUUGUUUUACUUCAAAAGCAUACAGUAUAUGUUGCCAAGUGAACAACUCUAUCAGUGAAAGCCUCCUCAUGUUGACAAGCUUUUGAAAGCACGUCCCAAUAGAAAGUGUUUCUAUAUUCUUCCUGUAUAUUUUACGUAUACUCUGCUGUUCUUACCUCAUCAGGACGACAGUAGCACAACAAACGUGCUGUGUUUUAAAUUGCUAAUGGUAAAGAAAGAGCUCAGCUAUAUCAUUUUUUGCAUACUUUGUAUAUGCUUAAAUAUUAGUAUAUUUAGAGGUUUACGUACCUCGUAGAUGUAUAUAAAAUGUUCACAGUAUUUAUAUUGAUUGUCUGGAAGGGGAAUAGUAUUUUGUACUGUAUAUGUUCAUUGUGUUAAACUCGGCUGUGCUAAUAUUGCAAGACAAUAGUAAGAGUUUGAUUGUAAUUGUAUGUCUACUUCAGUAGACAGUUCACACAUCGUUUCCCCCAUUAUCCCCUUUUCAUAUGUGGGUUCUUUGUUAAAAAUGAACAAUUUAUUGAUGCUAUUAUAUAAUAUUGAUAAACAUAGUUGACUGUUUUGUCCUCUGCGUAUCUAAAUUGUUAUGUGUAGGCCAAACCUUCACUGUUUGCAGUUUGACAGUGCUGAAUAGAAUAGGACUGAACUCAAAUACCUGGCCACUCCUCUGCCCACUCCUCUGGCCACUCCUCUGGCCACUCCCCUACCCUUGCGCUUCUGGAAGAGUCAUUUCACUAACGGCCCUACACAAACACUCCUUCUUUUAGAAUACCUUCUAUCCAAAGUGAGUGAUGAACGUCUCUUCCGGGCAGUACAUCCACAUGGGGUUUUAGGCUGUAACUGAGGUAUAAACCAGAUUCAUUGUCAGUUCAAGUUCCCUCUAGUGUUGAUUGAAGCUAUGAACAUGGAGUGGACUUAAGGCCUUUUUUGUAGUCUUAUUUAAGAUGCAGGUAGCUAACUUUAGCAACCUUCAAAGGUGGUCUCAACAAGUGUCUUUGCAUGACUUCUCAAUUCUGACUUCUGCUAAUUCUCAUCUGAAAACACCAGUGGUCUGCUUUCAGGAAAUUAGUCCCCUGAAUUACUGUGUUGACCUGUGUUUUGGUCUGUGGAAAUGUUAAGCUUAAACAUAAUUAGAUUUUUUUUAUCAACUAGACUAUUGUUAAAGUACGUUAUGUUUUAUUUAAAAAAUGUAAAUUUAUGUGUAAAAUGGUAUUUAUGUUAUGCUAUAAAUUAUGUUUGUUUCAAUCAGUUCAACAUUAUUUAUUGAAUAUCUUUGUUUAUUGUUUUAAUAAAAUGCUGAAUAGUAUUUGUCAGAGUAUGAUGGAUUGUGUUGAAGCUGCAGUUAUAGAACAUCUGCAUUCUGAUAGCAAUGUGCUGCAGGUAUAGAACAUCUGCAUUCUGAUAGCAAUGUGCUGCAGGUAUAGAACAUCUGCAUUCUGAUAGCAAUAUGCUGCAGUUAUAGAACAUCUGCAUUCUGAUAGCAAUGUGCUGCAGGUAUAGAACAUCUGCAUUCUGAUAGCAAUGUGCUGCAGGUAUAGAACAUCUGCAUUCUGAUAGCAAUGUGCUGCAGGUAUAGAACAUCUGCAUUCUGAUAGCAAUGUGCUGCAGGUAUAGAACAUCUGCAUUCUGAUAGCAAUGUGCUGCAGGUAUAGAACAUCUGCAUUCUGAUAGCAAUGUGCUGCAGGUAUAGAACAUCUACAUUCUGAUAGCAAUGUGCUGCAGGUAUAGAACAUCUACAUUCUGAUAGCAAUGUGCUGCAGGUAUAGAACAUCUGCAUUCUGAUAGCAAUGUGCUGCAGGUAUAGAACAUCUGCAUUCUGAUAGCAAUGUGCUGCAGGUAUAGAACAUCUGCAUUCUGAUAGCAAUGUGCUGCAGGUAUAGAACAUCUGCAUUCUGAUAGCAAUGUGCUGCAGGUAUAGAACAUCUACAUUCUGAUAGAAAUGUGCUGCAGGUAUAGAACAUCUGCAUUCUGAUAGCAAUGUGCUGCAGGUAUAGAACAUCUACAUUCUGAUAGCAAUGUGCUGCAGGUAUAGAACAUCUGCAUUCUGAUAGCAAUGUGCUGCAGGUAUAGAACAUCUGCAUUCUGAUAGCAAUGUGCUGCAGGUAUAGAACAUCUGCAUUCUGAUAGAAAUAUGCAUCUAUUUCCCUCAAGUGUUCUUGUUGCACCCAACCUGCACACAGAAUCUCUUUGGAGGAUUUAAAUUGAUUUUCUCUUUCAAAGCGAAAGGUGCGUCCUCCUGCUUUGGUGUUAUUUUAUUGAAAGGAAAUAAUAUAUACUGCACUGCAAUAGAAACCACAGAUCAGUUCACAGUAUAGUGCAUCUUCGUUGUUUCCCAGUUCUUUUAGGGACGUUUUGCCAACCAUUUGCAAGAGAGUGACCAAAACUAUUCUCUUUCCUUUUUCCUUGCCCUAUAUAAUACUGAACAAUAUUUUUGCCAUGUUACUGCAAACUCCUUACUGCAAACAUUUCUAUGAAUGUUAAAAUAAUAAUUUGAUGUGUGUAAAUGGUAACAAGAAUAGGCCUAUCAUCGUAAAAGUAAAAACAUGUAUGUAAUUUAUGUAGAAAUGCAACUACAAUUAAAGAUUUAUUUCGCUAAUUUAA